Messenger RNA from Porites evermanni, 549 nucleotides. Lineage: Eukaryota; Metazoa; Cnidaria; Anthozoa; Scleractinia; Poritidae. The record is from the annotation of a GenBank genome assembly.
CUUGAGAAGUGGGAGGACAAGCAUGUCUGCCUACUCGUUAAGAGUUACUUGAAAUAUAAAGAUCUAUUUGGUAAGCCUCAGCAGAGCAAGAAGAAAGUGUUCGAAAAAAUAGCUGAAGAAUUCAAUCGCACCUCCGAUGUUGUUGUUACUGGAGAUCAGUGCUUUCGGAAAUUUAAGAAACUAGAGUUGAAGCAAAAGGAAAUUGAAGACAACAACAGUAAGACCGGAAGGGAGAAAAAAACCUGGAAGUUCCACAAAGACAUGGAAGACUACAUGGGAGACAACCCAACUGUUAAGCCCGUCUUUACAUUUAACACUUCUUGAGGUAGUUCCUCCUCAUCCUCUACACAGUCUUCAACUGAUGAAGGAUUGAAUUCAGAUAGUAGUGAUUCCGAAGAGAGAGAAGGAUGCAGUUCCUCAAAAUUGAAAAGGCCAAAAAGAAAAAGAAAGUCCAAGUCAUCAGCAUCUGAAAUGCUUGAUUUUUUGACGGACUAUACAGCAAAAAGGGAAAAAGUUGAAGAGGAAAAAGUAAACAUUCUAAAAGCAAUG